This is a messenger RNA of Suillus bovinus, 1147 nucleotides long. RefSeq lists its product as uncharacterized. Bases 220 to 891 code for a protein of 223 amino acids. NCBI's taxonomy places the organism in Eukaryota, Fungi, Basidiomycota, Agaricomycetes, Boletales, Suillaceae. The transcript has a single exon. The record is from RefSeq and is a predicted model, not a curated record.
ACAGCAACGAGAUUUCGCACAGACGCUGGAGGUCGACAUCUCUCUGCUAUGACUUGUGGCUCAAGCGAUCCCAAGGACUUCCACUAUCGUUGGAAAUCUGGUGCUGCCCUGAUGACUUGAACACCAUAUCACGAGGCGUCCUACAGCCUUAUAUCAAUCAAAUUUCGUCUCUCUCUAUCCGUUUUUUCCCCUCAGACCAAGACAUCCUGGCCUGAACUUAUGUUCGUAAAUUUCUCAGCACUUCAGGAGCUGACCAUAUGUGCAUACGAUCAUUCUGAAAUGCUGGGCAUUGCAACAUCUGUGUCGCAAUUGCCGAUCAUCACGCGCAAUCUCAAGAUCACUUUUCCGGUGCUCACUCUCUACCACUUUUCUAUUUUCGCUCCACUAUUGGCACACCUGACGAACAUCGAGGUCGCUAUAGAUCAGAUGGAUGCAGUCCCCGACAUGCUUCGUCUGUGUCCCGACCUCUCCUCGUUGACCAUUCUUACAGACGUCGAGCAGCGAGCACAAGACUGCAGACCAUUCACACACACCAAUCUUCGAUCCUUUCGCGUCGCUCAUGACCUCAGCAUCACGGAACAAUUAUCUCACCUGUUCGACGUUCUGACACUUCCAAAUCUCCACAUGUUUGAAGCUCGCUAUAUCCAACCAGCGCAAAUACAUGCCCUGUUUGAUGUUCUCGAUUCUCUCCCGCCCCUUGAGUUGUGCGAACUUGAUGUUUGCUUACAACCGUGGCCUCACGAGGAGAUGAGGGCGAUGCUCGCACGGUCAAACUGUUCCUUGAAGAGUCUGGUCUUCAGCGGUGGAGUGAUGGCGACAGAUGAACAACGAGCGGAAUAUGUUGCCUUGAUUCCUUCCCUCAAAGUAGUUGUUUCCUCUGCGGCAAGAUAACUUUGCAGUAAGAAGAAUUUCUCGGACUCGUGCAAAAGGUUAUCUGAUACGUAUAAUCAUACGCUACCAGUUGAAGCUCGUAGUUUUUUUUGUCUGCUAUUCAUCUGUGGAGGUCAGUCUGUGUAACGCUCGUCAAAGCAAUAUUCUCUUCGUCACAGCUGUUUCAAAGUCUCAUUUAUCUUUUCCAUCUCUGUCGUCCUUUACCCUACAGUAUAUAAACCGAUGUAUAUCUACUUGUAGGGCAGUUGACCGUUUC